This is a messenger RNA of Leptomonas pyrrhocoris, 2343 nucleotides long. RefSeq lists its product as hypothetical. Gene Ontology annotation, cellular component: alpha DNA polymerase:primase complex. The coding region runs from base 157 to 2343 and encodes 728 amino acids. Gene Ontology annotation, biological process: DNA replication; DNA replication initiation. The transcript has a single exon. Gene Ontology annotation, molecular function: DNA binding. The record is from RefSeq and is a predicted model, not a curated record. Lineage: Eukaryota; Euglenozoa; Kinetoplastea; Trypanosomatida; Trypanosomatidae.
GAAGUGCUCACUCGAUAGACCAUCACCCAUAGAGUACGGGAGGUUCAUAAUAGAAUUCAGUUCUCAGGCCUCGUUUUUUUUUUUGGGUGCCGUUUUACUGUUCUGGCUCUUCACACACUUAUUCUAAUACACGAUAAGACUUACUUAUUUAUUACAAUGCAGGUGGAAGGCGAUUGGAAGGUGGCAGCCAACCUCAACCUCUUGCUUGGCAGCGAGCACCCACCGGCCCGCUUGGAGAAGCCGUUUCUCACACCGCAGCAGCGAGCCGCCGGCAGCUCCUCCACCGUCACAGUAGACGCGCGAAAUACGGCCAACUUCCGCAGCUCCUCGUAUUGCGGACUGCAGGAAAAGUCCACGCCGGCGGUUCGCAGAAAUGUGGUGGCGUACUACAAAGAUAUGCUGCGCCGCAUUCCGCUGUGGCGCGGCGCGAUCAAGAAGCAAGAGGCAGGGGAUGCGCCGCACUCUUUGGUGAAGCCGGAGCCGCCAGCGGAAGAGGAGCAGGGGGAGGUGAGAGGCGGUCCGGGGGACGACCAGAGCGGGUCCGCCGGCGCGACGCCGACCGUCGCUGUCCCUCUCUAUCGUGCGGUAGGGAUUCUCACGCAGGUGCAAGACCCCUCCACCGUCAGCGCCGCCACGCAGCAGGCGCCGUGGGAGUUUUACGUCGUCCGUGACCUCGAAGACGAAGACUGCUACGUACCGGCGCUACAGGCCAUGUCCCAGCAAACCACCCCUCUCACGGGCGCGUUCAUGCUGAUGCAGGAAGGCAACGCUAACUCAAGCAACGGCGCAUCAAGCCGUAGCCCCGGCAAGUUCAGUCACAGCGAGUCUCUCCGCGUGUCAGGGGGUGGCAUGACCGGGGUCAGCGUCGCCGGCGAGGAGACAACGGCCACCAAAGCAGAGGCGGACGAGGAAGCAGCGGCGCAGAAUGGCACCCGUCUUUCCCUCUACACGCGUCAAGUGGGCCAAUUCACUGGGCUGUACCCUGGCACGGCGGUGGGCGUCGUCGGCGAGCCAUUUCAGCGCAGCGCGCGUGGUGUGUUGACAGGCGUGCUCGUGCGCGAGUUUGUGCUGCCGGCACGGCCGUCACUUCCCUGGCGCGUGGAUCGCCCACUGUCGGCGUCUGCAGCGAUGCAAGGUCCUCAGAGUAAUCUGAACGGCAGCGAAAACACAAGCGGUGCACGAAUUCACUUCUGCAGUGGCCCUUUUCCUCGCCGCGACGUCGCUGGUCUCUUGCGGACGGUUACCCAGCAAGCGCUGCACCGCGGUGCUGAUGUGCUGAUCAUUGGAGGGCCUUUCAUCCCUCCCUUUGCGAACGAGUUUGAGCGCGGCUUGUUGCCCUCACUCGGCGCGACCUUUAAUGAGGUGACGGAGAGCUUCGUGGACACGCUGGAGGAGACGCUGAAGACUUACUACUCCACUCGCCCCUUGCUGCCGCACUUAAAGGUCCUGUUGGUGUCCCAUAGAGGCGACGUGACGCAGGUGCCCGUGCUGCCCACCACCAUGUACGCCAUCGCUGACACGGCGGACAUCCUCGUCCGCUCGAACCCGUGCCGGGUGUCGGUGAACGGCGUGCAUGUCAGCGUGUGCAAUGAGGACGUGGUGGGUGCAAUGCGGGACCGCAUGGUGGAGCGGUGGCCGACUGCGGAGGGCAGCCUGCGCCGCGUCGUCGAGGCGUUGGUGAAUGGCCGCCUCUACACCCCGCUGUACAGCUUCCCGGUGACGCUGGUGGACAUGAAGCACCUGCCGCACCUCCGCAUGGACUACGUCCCGCCACGCAAUGAGCUGCUCGACAUCGAUUCGACAGCCACGGUGGCGGCAACGUCGUCGCAGGCAGGGACGAAGGUACCUCGGGAGGGCCACGACGACGAGACUGUGUCUUCGCGCAGUUGGGACGCUGUGCUUCGCUUGUCGUCGUCCAGCGUCAGCAGCAACAAUGGAGUAACAAAAGCAGAGACGAAGCGUGUAAAGACGGAGUUGGUGGAGGAUGAGACAGGCGAAAGCCCUUCUGCGCCGAGUACCUCUCAUGCUAGUAACGGCAGCAACGGUAACAGCACCAGUAACGAGGAGUUAAUGCCACACAUUAUGUUUCUGCCGUCGACUCGACCCCAAUUCGCGGUCGUCACCCACCAGAAGGAAGAGGUAGAUGGGUCUGACUUGGACAACACGGCGAGUGCGACGGGUGUGUUAGUCGUCAAUCAGGAAGUGUGGUCCACCCGCUCUUCGCCAAAGUUCCAGCUUCGCGUGGCUGAGGUGACCAUCCCAAACACGGAACUCGUCCUGCGGCGCGGCGCCACUGCUGCCAACGGUGUGGCGUGCGGUGUACUGCACAUCUACGGUGCGUAG